Messenger RNA from Aureobasidium melanogenum CBS 110374, 1236 nucleotides. Its product is annotated as Brix-domain-containing protein. NCBI's taxonomy places the organism in Eukaryota, Fungi, Ascomycota, Dothideomycetes, Dothideales, Saccotheciaceae. Gene Ontology annotation, cellular component: preribosome, large subunit precursor; nucleolus. The transcript has a single exon. Gene Ontology annotation, biological process: maturation of 5.8S rRNA; maturation of LSU-rRNA. Bases 1 to 1236 code for a protein of 411 amino acids. The record is from RefSeq and is a predicted model, not a curated record. Gene Ontology annotation, molecular function: rRNA primary transcript binding.
AUGGUCUCCCGCAACCCGACCAAAAUCGGCAACAAAAUAAAACGCAGAGAACAACACGUCAAAGCCAAAAAAGCCAAAGAAAACGAAAAGCGCGAUGACAGACUCCGACGCAGACGCACAGAAGACAAGAACCCUGCGUUGAGGGAAGCGCGCAGAGCAAAGAAUAUCCCGCAAACCAUCGACAGGAAGAGGACUUGGGAUACUGCGGGCGAUGGCGAGGAGAGUGAUAAAUUGGGGUUGAGUGUUGAUUUGAAUGUGAUCAAGAGGAGGAAGGUUGAGGAUGAAGAGGAAGAGGUAGAGGAGGAAGAGGAAGAAGAGGAAGAGAAGGACAGUGAUGCAGACUCCAUGAUUGACUUUGACGAGGACGAAGACGACGACGACGACGAAGACACCAAGGCCGCGAAACAACAAAAGAAAGACGAAGCCGCCGCAGCGAAGAAAGCCCGCGCUCCUUCACCAACACCCUCAACAGCAGCGACAAACCUCUCCCUCACCCCUGAAGGCCUAGCCGCAAAAUUCCCUUCGCUGUUUGAGCAAUCUGGCAAAGAUCCCAAGGUGCUAGUCACAACAAGCAUCAACAGUUUCCUGCACCAAGAAGCUACUCUGCUCACUUCUCUAUUCCCAAACUCGGUGUACAUCAAACGCACAGCACACUUCCACGCCCACAAAUACUCGGUUAGCGAAAUCUCCUCUUUUGCUGCAAACAGAAACUACACCCACGUCGUUAUCCUCAACGAAGACCAGAAAAAGCCUGCAGGUCUGGAUAUCGUACAUCUACCUCAUGGCCCCAUGUUCCACUUCAGCAUCUCAAACUGGGUUGAAGGUGCAAAACUGCCCGGUCACGGAAACCCUACAUCUCAUGAUCCCGAACUCAUCUUGAACAAUUUCCGCACCCCAUUGGGUCUGUUGACUGCGCAUUUGUUCCGCCAAAUCUUCCCGCCGCAACCGCAAAUUCAAGGACGUCAAGUUGUAACGCUACACAACCAGCGCGAUUACAUUUUCGUCAGAAGACACAGAUACGUGUUCCGCGACAAGCGUGCGACCGAGAAGAGCAUUGUUGGUCCGGAUGGAAAAGUGGUCGAGGGUGUGGAGGACAUCAGAGCUGGUUUGCAAGAGCUGGGACCCAGAUUCACGCUCAAGUUGAGAAGAAUCGAUAAGGGCAUUCAAAGAAGGAGCGGACAAGAAUGGGAAUGGAAGGCUGGCGACGAGAAGGUCAGGACGAGAUUUGCUCUGUAA